AUGUCUUCGAACUAUGGCGAUGAGGAUGACUUUAUGAACAACUUACUGGCGGACAUGGAUGAAUCUUUGUUACGUACUCCUGUGAAACCUGGACCAUCGACCACUCGAACUCUCGCUAAACCGGUCAGCCGUCCAGACUUCUCUGGUUAUAGCAACCAAAGGCCCAAAACAGUAGCCAAACGGGAGCUGGCGUUACCAACCAGUAACACACCUAAGCCUAAGCCGUCUGUGGAAUUUACGCCUUCCAGAGUACCCAUCGACCAAACAGUUUUAACCACUCAACUCUCGUCCCGAAAACCAGCAUUAAUCAAUGACGACAUAGAAGACUUUCAUCUUCCGUUGCCUGAAGAACAACUGCCCAGACGUGUUACCACCAAGACCCCUGCACAUCCUAGAGCUGCACCCCCACAUUCACCAGAAACGACUACACGGGCUCAAGUCAAAUGGGUUGAAAGACAAGAGAACGGCUUGUAUCCGCAAAUACGUGUUUUGGCCAUCGAUGAGACAACCUCGGAGGUCUUGGAAGUCAUUUUGAAGGAUGACUGGGAAUCGACGAGGAUAAGGCUUGGGGACAUCAUCAACGUUCUAGGCGACUUCAGCGAGCUACUUCAAAAAGUGUCAAUUUCAGAUUCUGAAACUCCUGCUUUGAUACCUACUCGGACGAUAACCAUAUCAUCUGCGAAAAACAUACUCGUCCUACACCCAGACCUCUUAUUACCGAUCACAGCUAUCUCCAAUGCGUCAGUUUGUCCACGGAAACCUUUGCUUGGCAUGAUGGUUCCUACUCCUACUUUUCCGCCUUCAUUAAUUCCCCUUCCCCCCUCGCCCGAAACCUCAGAGGAUAAACCUGCAAAGGGGCCAGGCCAGGAUAAAUCUCAAGAACCACUAGUUUGGGGUAAUCUUUUGCACGAAGUCGUGCAAGAUUGCCUCGCAGCCGGUACAUGGUCCAGGGCUUCUAUCAUCUCCGCAAUCAACCGGGUACUCCGUGACCCUGCUUCGCUCAGCCAGCUCUUUAGGGUGGAUCGAAGUUUGAAAGAGGCAGAAGAUGAAUGA
This is a messenger RNA of Rhizoctonia solani, 1053 nucleotides long. Its product is annotated as DNA replication ATP-dependent helicase Dna2. NCBI's taxonomy places the organism in Eukaryota, Fungi, Basidiomycota, Agaricomycetes, Cantharellales, Ceratobasidiaceae. The transcript has 4 exons. The coding region runs from base 1 to 1053 and encodes 350 amino acids. The record is from RefSeq and is a predicted model, not a curated record.